AUGAGUAAAAGAAAAGAAAUAGAAUUGAAUGAUGACAAAGAUCAUCAGAGGGAGAAACAAUAUACAAAAGAAGAGUUGGAGAGACUGUACAAACAAGAUGUGUACGAGAUAUGUUUGAAGAGAGGGAUUAAUAUUGGAGCACAAGUCACAACCAAAACAAUAAAAGAAGAGUUGAUAAAGAGGGUAAUAGAACAACAACAACAACAACAACAACAACAACAACAACAACAACAACAACAACAAAGGGAGGAGAAUAAUAGUACAACUACAACAAUAACAAAUUGUUCACUACCAUGGUAUAUCAUCAAAAGAAUAUUGACUUUGGCAGUCAACUAUUCAAACAUGUGUACAUGUGUGUACAGUGAUCAACUAAAAAACCUUGUUUGUGAACGUGAUUCAAGUAUCAAUUGUAUAGAAAUGAAGGUAUUUGCAUACAUGCAAAUGCGGCCACAAAUCAAACAACAGUUACCUCGUCGACAAGAUAUGUGUCCUACACACCAAUACUUUUAUGAUAAAGAGUAUACACCAUCGAUCAAAUUUACAAACUUUUAUAAAUACGAUGACGAAUAUGGAUAUGGAGAUAACAACAAGAGUUAUCGUAAACUGAUGGACGAUAGUAAAAGAUGGAAACGACAGUCAUUGGCAAUGGUAUCAAAAAGAGUAUUUGAGUUGGUGUCGACCACUCUCUACACUGACCUUGUCAUGCGACCCACCAAGGAAAUGUGGAGUCAUUUCAAAAACAAACAUUGUAUCAUCAAGAGACCUACCACUUUGACCGUCCUCAACAGAAUAACUACAAUAAUUGGAAAACCUCUUGAUAUUAUAUUCUUUGUAUCCGAUCAUCAUCAAGGUGACGACGACCAAACCACACCAAGAGAUCUAUUCAGUCAAGUACAAAAGAUCAAUCUCAAGGGCUCAUUCCUCACAGACAGCGCUGUCAAUAUAAGAAAGCUUGCCGAGACCAUACCCAACCUAACCACUAUUAUACUGGAACGCACAGUCCAUCCAUCUAUCGCCAUUGCAUUGCUCACCAGUUUUAAAAACUUGACAUCGAUCAAUCUUGCAAAACCUCGCAUAUAUAGUCUAUCAAAUCCUGGAGGUACAGAGUCAAACCUUUUAGACUUUGCAACAAUACUCGAGCCUGGCACAUCGAUCACCAAGAUUGUUUAUUCCGCCUACUAUGAUUGGAAUAAAUUGGAUACCAAAGUCAAGAUUAAUCUAAGAGUCGUGUCGUUGUAUCAAAAUAGCCAAGGGGUGUAUCCUGAUCUCAACCAAAAAGAUUUCCCAAAGCUCGAGCACGUCCACAUCUCGGAUCUUGAUACAAUCGAAAAUGAAUCAAGUCUGCCUGUCAUACCAGAAAGUGUUUCGAAAAUUACCUUUUUUUCGACCGCGUCUCGUGCGACUUCAUUCGAGAACAAGUGGUUCAAGAUACCAAACGUCAAAAUCGUUAAACUUAAAUCCUAUAAUAUUUCAAGCAAUUGCUUGGGUUUGGAUCAAAAAAGCAUUUGCAAAUUAAUUACCUAUUCAGCGUUGGAUAUUGUACAAAGUCAAGUUGAUUGGUUUAGAAACAAAUUGGGUUAUGAAUACAUUGGUUCAACAUUUAAAGAUUAUAAAUCUUUCAAAAAAUUAUCAUUUAAAAGAAUAUUAAUUGAUAGUAAUAAUUAUAUUAAAAGUAAUGAUGACCAAGAAAUGAUUCAACACUAUUUCAAAGUUAAAAAUCAAUGUGCUGUACAUUUUUCAACAACCGAACCGUUUGCACCACUCAAUCACACAACAGUCGAAUCAAAUCGAUCGAGAUUACAAUUGACACUCAUAUCCAAAGAUAUAUUUGAAUAUAUCGCCUCCAACUUUUUCAACAAUAUCUUUUCCUCCUCCCAUCCAUCCCUCGGAGAAAAUUUCAGUCAAUACAAUAUCUACUCGACUCUACCAGACAAUAUCAAACAGUCUCUCCGAUCAAUUUCAACUACAUUCAAACAAGGAGGAGGAGGAUAUAAUAUUAAUAGUCUAGAUGAAUUUCCAAAUUUGACAAGUUUGGUCAUUAAUGUCUGGCACAAAACUACACCGUCACAUCCACUCCCAAAGACAAUCACCAAAAUCAUUUCAAAUAAUUUCAAGGCAAUCGAUUUCUUUGUCCUUGCCAAUACAUCAGUUGUCACCUUUAAGAUGUUGCAUUUUGGAGAUAUCGAAAACUGGAUGUUGACCAAUUUAAUGAAAUUGUCACCAAUCAAACACGUCACAACAGUCAUUAUGCAAAUCAAAUCGCCACCACCCAUAUUUGAUUUGGGUGAUAGACCCGAUUUCAAUCUAUGUGCAAGUUAUUCAUACUUCUUCUUGUUAGUCUUACUUUUUAAGAAAAUGUAUAAUAAUAGUAGCAGUAGUAAUAGUAAUAACUCUACCACCUCUACCUCUAAUCAAAUUUUAGAAAAGUUAAAGUUAUUUGAUUUCUAUCCAAAGUUGGAUGAAUCUGUACAUCAAACGAAAUCAAUCUAUGGAGGUAUAGCAACCGUCAUUUGUAUCAUAGUAACAGUAUUCCUCUUGACGUCAGAGUUGUACUAUUACACCUUUCCCAUCAGAGAUCAUUCACUACGUGUUGAUGUGUCGCGUGGCAAUCGAAUGAACAUCAACUUUGAUGUACACUUUCCAUCGUUGAUUUGCUCAGACAUUAUAGUCGAGAGUGUUGACGGUGUCGACGGCAAACCCAUCAAAGAUGCAGCUCACCAAAUCGUCAAGGAACGUCUCAACAGAAGAGGCUCUCCUCUUGAACGUCUUCACGCUCGUGCAGGUCUCUUUUCUUGCACCAAGUGUGAGUUGCCACCAAAGUAUCAACUAUUAGAGAAACGUAAAUGUUGUAAUUCAUGUGAAGAUCUUCGUACUUUUUAUCGUACAAACAAGGUCCCUCAACAUUUGGCUGAUGAAUCUCCACAAUGUACAAUUGGUAAACCUGUUACUGAAGAUGAAGGUUGUAGAGUUUUUGGUAUAUUAUCAGUUCAAAAGAUGAAAGGAGAUAUUCAUAUCAUUGCGGGUAGACCACACGAAGAAUCACAUGAUGGUCAUAGUCAUCAUGUACAUAAAUUGACACCAGAGAUUGCUCAACGAAUUCAUAAAUUCAAUAUUUCACAUCAUAUUCAUAAAUUCUCUUUUGGUCAAGAUGUUGAAGGUUUAAUUAAUCCUUUGGAAGGUUUUGGAAUUGUUGUACCAAUGGGACUUGGAUUACAAACUUAUUACCUUCAAGUUGUACCAACCAUUUAUAAACAAAAUAAUUAUAUUUUAGAGACUAAUCAAUACAGUUAUACACGUGAAUACAAAUCAAUCAACUAUAAUAAUCUUGGAUACCUCUUCCCAGGUAUCUAUUUCAAAUACGAUCUUAGUCCACUUAUGAUUGAAGUCGAUCAAAGUUCAAAACCAUUCUCUGAAUUGAUUACUUCUAUUUGCGCCAUUGGUGGUGGUAUGUACGUUGCUUUUGGUCUAUUCUAUCAUGUUACUGCUAGGAUUGUUGGCAAGAUAAAGAAACAAAAAUAA
Molecule: messenger RNA, 3519 nt
Organism: Cavenderia fasciculata
Lineage: Eukaryota; Evosea; Eumycetozoa; Acytosteliales; Cavenderiaceae
Product: DUF1692 family protein
Exons: 5
Coding region: 1-3519 (1172 amino acids)
Cellular component (GO): endoplasmic reticulum; COPII-coated ER to Golgi transport vesicle
Source: RefSeq, a predicted model, not a curated record